Molecule: messenger RNA, 1017 nt
Organism: Fusarium oxysporum Fo47
Lineage: Eukaryota; Fungi; Ascomycota; Sordariomycetes; Hypocreales; Nectriaceae
Exons: 1
Source: RefSeq, a predicted model, not a curated record
CAGGAACAACUACUUAGGACUGCGUUUCUCCUGGCAGACGGACUUCUGCAUGCGGGUCUGCGUGCAGGUGACCGAGUCGCCAAUCUCUUUUACGCUGGAGAUCUCUACGGCUCUUUUCUCUUGCACAUUUUGAGCGUCAUUUAUCUGCCAAUACCUGCUAUCCAGAUACCAAUUGGAGGUUUGAUAGCGCCAGAUAUGACAGCCCAUCUUCUGCGAACAUGCCAUGCAACGGCUGUGCUCUCAAUCAUAACAUCGUUGGUCCGGCUGGCCUCUUAUUGCCGCCCUAAACAGGAGAUGUUUCUAUCUGUGACAGCUAUCAUGUUUGGUGGUGAGCCAAUGUUUGAUGAUCAGGUCGCUGCGGUGGCGUACCUCUUCCCCAACGCGACUAUACGCAGCUGUGUACAUGGCUCGAUCGAUGCGCGCGUCGUAGCUGUUUCUGCCGGAAGUUUAGGCCCGGCCGAGCACAUUGUGCUUUCGGCGGCGGCUAUUGUCGAAAUCCUCGUUGACCAAGAUGGACACCUUGUCCCAACUGAACAACCAGAUAUCCUGGGAACACUUGUAACCAAUUUGAUCCGAGACCUGACACCCGUCAUCCGGUAUCCAACGGGAGAUCGCGCGGAGUGGGUUGAUAAGCCAGCUGGAAUCUUCCGUCUUCUUGGAUGUAGCAACUAUGCUGUUCGGCUAGGUCCCGUUUCUCUGGACAUUUCGCACCUAAGUCAGCUCGCUAGAGCUGUUCUGAAGACUGUGGCUAUAGAGGCUUUCCAAGUGGUAAUCACCCGCCAAGAUUCCAAGGAUGCCAUGGAGAUAAUGAUAAACGCAGCCGAGCCCCCUCCUUCAGCCUCUGGAGAUGCCAUCAUUGAGAUGUUGAGUGAGCAGAGGCCUAUGUUGAAGAAGCAUAUUGAGAUGGGAUUGGUUGCUCCCGCCAAGGUUUGUUUCAAAUCCAUCUGCGAUAUGAAAGCAAACCCACGCAGCGGGAAACUACCUGAGAUAAUCGAUUUGAGACUAAGCACUGUGUAA